Molecule: messenger RNA, 1737 nt
Organism: Naegleria gruberi
Lineage: Eukaryota; Heterolobosea; Eutetramitea; Acrasida; Naegleriidae
Exons: 1
Coding region: 358-1737 (459 amino acids)
Source: RefSeq, a predicted model, not a curated record
CAGUGAUACGAGCCCUUUUUAUUGGCAUCUUGAUAUGGAUUGGAUAACAUUAAAAAAUUAUCAUGAUUAUCUACAUACUUGUGGCUAUUCCAUUUCUGUUUCUUCUCUAUGUUGGCUAUCUAUUGUGCAAGUUGUAUGUAUUCAACAGAUAUCCAAAGAAUGUUUUUCUGGCGCCGCACUAUCUAACAGAGAAUGUUGUCCAAACCAAAAAGUUCAACAAGAAUCCUUUCAAGAAAGAAAAACUUGCAGAGCAUUAUGAUGCAAUCAUUAUUGGCUCAGGUGUUAGUGGCAUUAUUUGGGCAAGAUGAUAGGUCCAGAAAGUGAGCUGAUGGAUCUUCUCUGUGAUAGAAAAUUGAGAUGUUGUCCCUUGAUGAGAACUUUGAUAAUCUGUCCAUUAUUAAUUCUGCUACAAAUGAAAAGUUGUUAGAAAUAGAAAUUCCUGAAGGUCAAGACAAGUUAAUCAAAAAGCUCAAAGAAGUCUUUCCAGAAGAAUCCAAAGCCAUUGAUGAGUAUGUUGAGAUAUCGUUUCCACCAAAGUAUGAAAUUAUUCCAGUUAUUAUUUUAAAGUGUUUCCCAUUCAUAUUUUCCAAAUUAUUCAAGUAUCUAGUUGCACCAAAAUUUAUGAAUUAUGUCCAUACUAGUAUUGGUCAAGCUCUUGACAAAUUGACGUCCAAUCAGCUUCUUAAGAGUGCCAUUUGCUAUAUUGGCAUAGAUUAUGGUUCAAAUCCAAAAGCAACUCCACUCUAUGAGCAUUCAAUGAUUCACAAUAUUUUCAAGAAUGGUGGUCACAUUCCAAAGGAAGGAGCAGACGAUAUUGUCGAAAGUUUGAUAAAGGUCAUUAGAAAAGGAGGUGGAGAUGUGAUGAGCAAGGCAAAUGUUGCUUCAAUCCACAUCAAUAAGGAAGGAAAAUGUGGAGGAGUGUGCGUGUUAAAGAACAAGGACUCUAUCAUUAUUGAAUCUCCGAUUGUAAUUUCAUCUGCUGGAGUUUACAAUACUUAUUCAAAGCUCAUUCCUCGUCCAAUAAGAGAAAAACUUGGCUACAAUCACUUCAAGUACACGCCUUCAUAUUCUGUUCAGGCAACCUUCCUUGGCUAUGAUGGCACAAUAGAAGAAUUAGGAUUAAAGUUCCAAAACUAUUUCAUCAUGACUAACCCUGAUUUUGAUGGUCAAUUUACCAGAUACAUGGAAAGUGAUGGAGAUAUUGACCCAAAGAAUGGCAUUGAUAUUCCAAUCUUGAUAGCCAAUCUCAGACCUUAUAAUAACAAGGUUUCAAUGACUAUCCUCAGCUUUGCCAAUCAUGCAUGGUUUCAAGAGUGGAACCAUCAACGAGUUGGACAACGUAGUGUUGACUAUGAAGACUUGAAGGAGAGAAUUGCCAAUCGAGCCCUCGAAUUAUUAUACAUGAAACAUCCACAACUUGAAAAUAGACACUCUGUAAUGAGUACUUCCUCACCAAUUACAUUUAAUCAUUAUCUAUCCAAUAAUUUUGGAGAUUACAUGGGUUUUAAGAGAGUGGUUGGUAAUGAUGAUGGUGUAUUCCGUUGGGGAAGGCCAAUGUCCAAUCUGGAGAAUUUGUUUUUGGUUGGGCAGGAUAUCUUUGCAGGAGGUGUGCAGGGAGCAAUGUUGAGUGCUUUAAUUACAUGUGGAUGCGUGUUGAGGAGGAAUUUGUUUGAUGACUUGGCAAAGGCCGUUGAAGAGAUGAAGAAGUGGAAGGCUUUGCUAUUUUGUUUUAAAUAA